Molecule: messenger RNA, 2228 nt
Organism: Erigeron canadensis
Lineage: Eukaryota; Viridiplantae; Streptophyta; Magnoliopsida; Asterales; Asteraceae
Product: polycomb group protein EMBRYONIC FLOWER 2-like
Exons: 22
Coding region: 238-2109 (623 amino acids)
Cellular component (GO): nucleus
Molecular function (GO): chromatin DNA binding
Source: RefSeq, a predicted model, not a curated record
UGCUAGAGUCAUCAUCACCGUCCUCUAUAAAAUACAUACACAAACUGUAUAUAUAUAUCUCUAUAUCUAUUUCCCCCUCAGUUACUAAUUCAUAUUUUCAUACUCUUAAUUUUGCUCUCCCAUUUCUUCAAUUAUAAUUAGGGCUCCUAACAUUCCACCGGUGUGGUGGGGUCAAAACGGACUCUCUUGAAUAGAAAAGAUAGCUAUGAAUUUGCGAUUCGACAUUCUCUAAAAAGAAUGCCUGGCAUAAAUUUAGCUGCCCGGAAAACCAUGAAUUCUGUUUGCAAUUGCAGUUACUCCAGAGGCUCAGACCCGCGAGGACGUCAUAUUGAGUUGGAUGAAGAAGAGGAAGUUGCAGCGGAAGAAAGCCUUUCUAUCUAUUGCAAGCCUGUGGAGUUUUACAACAUUCUUCAACGGCGAGCAACUCAUAAUCCAACAUUCAUUCAACGAUGCUUGAGCUAUAAAUUACAAGCGAAGAACAAAAGAAGGCAAGAAUGCUACAACACAGAGAUUCAAUUAUCGGUAUCCGUAUCUGGAACUAUUGAUGAUGGGAUGCGUACUCAAAACCUUUUCCCUUUAUACAUAUUGCUGGCAAGGACAUGCUCUACCACAAAUGUGGAGAUGCAGCGUUCUGUUGUUUAUUGCUUCAGUCGGGCUUGUAAAGUGACCGCUUUUAGUGUAGCUGGGACUGUGAGUUCUGCUCAAGCUACAUUUGUUCUCCCAGAAAUUAGUAAAUUAUCAGCAGAGGUCAAAUCUGGCUCCCUUGCAAUGCUGUUAGUGAGCUGUGUUGAUAGCGCAAGUCGUCAAGGAAUUGAUCUAACUGAUGACCGCAUGUUUUUUGCUUCAUCAAAUGUCGGAGGUUACUGCUUGAUGGGUAAGAUCCCAAUGGAUUCACUUCAGCUGGAAAGAUCUCCGAAUUUAAGUUUAGGAGGGAGAGCUGAGACGAUGUCAAGUGUUAGCAUGCGUUCCUGCUAUAUGAAGUUGAGCAGUUUGGAUGAGGAAAAACGCGUGUCUUUUCAGUUUCCACAUAAUUCCGAAGCAGUGACUAUAUUGCAACAGGUACCAAUUAUUGUCUCUGCUGAAGAGCUUGGUGCAAAAGAUAUAUCAGCUUAUGAUUUGUAUUCAUACAGAGAUAUUCCUGAUAAUUCCCUGUCUCAUAUUAUGAGGUUGAGAACUGGAAAUGUCAUUUUCAAUUACAAGUACUACAAUGAUACGUUCCAGAAGACUGAAGUUACGGAAGAAUUUGCAUGUCCUUUCUGCUUGAUUGCAUGUGCAAGUUAUAAGGGUCUCAGAUUGCACUUGACCUCGUCACAUGAUCUAUUUAACUUUGAAUUCUGGGUAAAUGAAGAUUACCAAGUCGUUAAUGUAUCCGUGAAGACUGAUACUCGUAAUUUGCCGAUUCCUUUUGUUCAUGUUGAUCCCAGAAGUGAUACGUUUUCAUCUUGUUUCAUAAAACCUAGGAAAAGGAGCCGAAUUCAAAAUUCAGUCCAUGUGCAUUCCCUUCCAUUGGACUCAGAUGUUCGUGAGGGUGCAAAAAAUGAUAUUAGUCCUAAUACAACAUCUAUGUCAAGUCCUAUUGGUAUUUCGUUAGCUGAACCGGAUUCUGUACAUUCUGUAUCUGGAAGCAACCUUACGCCUCCUGCUAUGUUGCAAUUUGCAAAGACAAGAAAGCUAUCCAGUGAACUAUCCGACUCUAGAAGUCGGGCACUAUUGCAGAAGCGGGAAGUCUUUCACUCACACCGAGCUCAGCCAAUGGCUCCAGAGCAAGUUUUUGAUGAUCGAGAUAGCGAAGAUGAAGUUGACGAUGAUGUUGCUGAUCUUGAAGACAGAAGGAUGCUGGACGACUUUGUUGAUGUUACCCAAGAUGAGAAGCACAUGAUGCAUCUUUGGAACUCCUUUGUUCGAAAGCAACGGGUGCUGGCAGAUGAUCAUAUUUCAUGGGCAUGUGAGGCCUUUACGAAGUUGCAUGGACCUGAAUUUGUCAAUAACCCACCACUUCUCUGGUGUUGGAGAUUAUUCAUGAUUAAACUUUGGAAUCACGGUCUUCUUGACGAACGAACCAUGGAUUAUUGUAACCUAAUACUUGAACAAUGCCAAUAUACUGAUUGAUUCUGGUACAAGUCAAAGCGGAUAUCCAAUUUCUCUAUUUUGCAUGACGCUCUUCCAUUGUGGGGUUUAUAUAUGUAACAUAUGUAUCCCUUUUAUCUUCAAGUUAUCCAUUUCCUUUA